AGUGCGUUUUUUCUGGUACGAAACCGAAACAAACUGUGCCACGCUUUCUUCUCUCUCUCUCUCUCUCUCUCUCUCUCUCUCUCUCUCUCUCUCUCAAUAUUGUUGGAUUCUCUCACACUCUUUAAACGUUCCUUUCACUCUCAAUCAAUUCAACAUUCACAAUUACCCUUUCUUUCAUCUCUACAAACAAACAACAACAAAAAGUCCCUGUUUCAAAAUCAGGUUUUAGGUUACAAUGGCUGUCAAUUCUGGCCAAAUUGAUUUAAAUGCCGAUGCUGUUUUAUUUGAUAAAGAGAAUCAGGUUUUGGGUUUUAAUUCUACAACAAGGUCUAUUGUUAAUAAUGUUGGUGUCUCUUUUUCUGAAACCCUAAUUAGUCAUGUUGGUGGAACCAAUGGUUCAAUGGACAUGCUUUCUGGGAGGAAUAAUAUGAACUCAGGGUGUGGUAUUAUGAUUAAUAAUGGUGGAAAAGAGGGUUUUUGUGAAGGAAAGGGAAUAAUUGAUGUUGUUAAUGGAGGGUGUAAUGGGAAAUUGGGAGAAUUUUCAUGUGGGUUGGUGAAGAAUGAAGAUGAGAAAAAGGCUAUUCAGAUUGAACAAGAGUGUGAGAAUGUGGGGAAAGUUGCACUUGCAUUGAGUGAUGAGGUUCCAGGAGUUGAAGAUGAUGUUAUUGAGUGCGACCACAAGGUUAUGAAUGUUGCUUUGGCAAAAUUAUCCGCAGUUGCAGAGGAUGAUGGCAUUAUAAAAGGUGUUGGUAGUUUUGUUAAUAAAGACAAUCCUGAAGAUUCUCGUGCCUUGGGUUUUGCAACCUACCAGUUACAGGAUGGAUUUCCGUAUGUUGAACACAUGGAUGUCAAUGCAGCAGAGCCUUUGGAUGUGAAACAUUCAUUUUCGAUAUGUUGUCACGAGAUUGAUUCUUCUUAUGAGUUGAAACAGCCAGCCUUUCUGUCAGAUGCACAAGUAGAUUUGACUCAGAAUCAAACCACAAAUAUCAAUAUUUCUGGUGCAGGUAUCUCCGAGAAUAUUCAAUACAAUGGUCGUGAUUUUGAUCUUGUGGUAGAUCUUAAUUCUUUCAAAAACACUCAGGAGGAUAGUGUGCCUACGGAAUCAGUAUUUUCUGAAGUUGCUUACCGUGUAUCCGAUCUUGUAUGGGGAAAGGUUAGGGAACAUCCUUGGUGGCCUGGUCAGAUCUAUGAUCCGUCAGUUGCAUCGGAGAAGGCAAAGAGGCACCUUAAGGAAAACUGUUACCUGGUAGCAUAUUUUGGGGAUCAAACAUUUUCUUGGAAUGAUGUGUCAAUGAUAAAGCCAUUUCACAAACAUUUCUCAGAAAUGGAGAAACAGAGUGAUUUGGAAAUUUUCCGCCAUGCUGUUGAUUGUGCUUUAGAAGAGGCCUCGAGACGGGUUGAGUCUGGCUUGUCUUGUCGUACGCCUGGAGAAGUGUCUUCUAAGCUGAAAACACAAGUAAUUGCUAAUGCUGCAUCAUCUUUCGAACCGACGGAACUUGUCAAUUUUGUUAAAUCAUUAGCCCAGUCACCAUUUAUUGAAUUUGAUAGACUGGAUUUUGUAAGUGCUCGUGCUCAAUUGUCGGCUUUCUAUCACUCAAAAGGCUAUUCUCAACUGCCUGAGUUUGCAGAGCCUGGUCAGUUGUUUGCUAAUGAUAUGGAUCAAUUUAAUGAGCAAAUUCUGAUGAAAACCCACCAAGAAUUUUCUCAGAAGUCCCAGUACAUCUCUCGAAAUAUGAAGCAGACCGACAAAAAGAAAAAACUUUUGUCAGAUUUAAUGUCUGAGGGGAACUCCUGGACUCCAAAUGGUGAAUGUAUGUUAGAAAAGAAAGCUGGUGAUAAUACAAUUUCACGGCGUGGCAGGAAACGCAAGGCAGCACAUGAUACUUCAUAUGAUUAUUUCCAUAAUUCCCAAAUUGAUGAUGAUAAAUCAACUUCACAGCGUGAAAAGAAACCGAAGGCAGCUUAUAAUACUUCUGACGAUUAUUUCCAUAAUUCACAGCGUGGAAGAAAACGGAAAUUAGCAUACAAUACUUCUGAUGAUUGUUUCAAUAAUUCCCAAACUGGAAACGUCAUCCAAUUACAGAAUGUAUCACUAGAUGAGAUGCGGUCACAACUAUGCUUAGCUGCCAAGGAUCCUGCAGAUGAAAGUUGCUUCAAUGACAUGAUACAUUUCUUUCUAGAAUUUAAAAAGUUCACCGGCCGUAACGAUUCUGUUUUUCUGGAGCAGGGAUUGUCUUUAGAACAAGAGCAUGGGGGUGAGACUGGAGUAGUAACCUCCACAGAAGCUGCUGCUACAGCUUCUAUUUCACCACCAACACCGAUGGAGCGUUGCAAUGAUUCUUAUUGGACUGACAGAGUAAUUCAAAGCAUUUCUGAAGAGGAGACACUGUUAAAAAACCAGAAAGAAAAAGACGAACUUUUGCUAGCUGCUGAAAUUAGCCCUAAUAUGGGUUUAAUGUAUCAAGAUACUGAUGAAAAUAUGGGUUCAGAACCUUCAAACCUUGUGGAACAUGUGAACGAGAGUUCUCCGACUUCUCUUACUCUGAAAUUUACAUCCUUGGAUUCGGUUCCUUCAACAACGGAUCUCAACAAGAUCUUUGGCCGCUUUGGGCCACUAAUUGAAUCGAAGACUGAACUGCUAGAGAAGACUAACCGCGCCAGAGUUGUUUUUGAAAGACGCUGUGAUGCAGAAACUGCUUUUAGUAGUGCUGGAAAGUAUAGCAUAUUUGGACCUUCACUACAAAGUUACCGCCUCAAGAUUUUGCCUCGAACACCAAACAAAGUUCCAGGAAAGAGAGGCAGAAAAAGCAAAAAAGAAAAAAGUUCCAUGGAUGCUGCCGCAGUUUGAUUCCUUGACAAUUAUCAGUGAGUUUAUGUGAAUAUCAGUUUAGUUAUAGUAUUUUGAUGAGUUAUUAAUUUGGCUAGCAUGCUAAUACAUAGAAUUGAGUAGCUCACUAGUUGAUGAUAUAUAUAAAUCUUCUGGGGAUAGUAUCAAUUCCAUUUAAUUAUGAUGAUGGAUAUAUUUUGGGACUAAUAUGAACAAAGUUUGAAGUUUCAGUUAGUAUAUGACUUUUGUUUGACAAGUUAUAUUUGUUAAGACUGGUGCAUUAUUAUUCUGAAAACCCAAGGUGUUUGAUUAUACUGCAUCUUCCUAUUCAAAUUUUUAUAGUUAUUCGAAAUUGUUUGUUUUUUUUUUGAAGAAGCGUUAUUCGAAAUUGUAUUGCAUGAUUCAUAUCCAUUCCUUCAUUUUUCAUGGAUACCAUAUUCUCCACUUAGAUUCUUUAAAUAUAUAUUUUUUAGGUUCAACCUAUAAGUCUCCUCUUAAGAAUUUGUUGCUAAAUAUAGUUUUAUGAGCAAUUCUUACGGUGUCUUUCGUUUAGACUCAACCACACCAUUGUUGGUCUAUUCUUUUACUUAUUGGCUAUUUUAUUUGGUGAAUUUAUUGGCUAU
Messenger RNA from Trifolium pratense (red clover), 3450 nucleotides. Its product is annotated as PWWP domain-containing protein 5-like. NCBI's taxonomy places the organism in Eukaryota, Viridiplantae, Streptophyta, Magnoliopsida, Fabales, Fabaceae. Bases 236 to 2848 code for a protein of 870 amino acids. Gene Ontology annotation, molecular function: nucleic acid binding. The transcript is spliced from 2 exons. The record is from RefSeq and is a predicted model, not a curated record.